Molecule: messenger RNA, 649 nt
Organism: Quercus lobata
Lineage: Eukaryota; Viridiplantae; Streptophyta; Magnoliopsida; Fagales; Fagaceae
Product: omega-amidase, chloroplastic-like
Exons: 5
Coding region: 53-355 (100 amino acids)
Biological process (GO): L-glutamine metabolic process; oxaloacetate metabolic process
Cellular component (GO): mitochondrion
Molecular function (GO): omega-amidase activity
Source: RefSeq, a predicted model, not a curated record
CCAAGUUUUUACAUCAGGGGCUCACUUGCUAUGCUAUCCUGGGGCAUUUAACAUGACUACUGGACCAUUGCAUUGGGAGUUAUUGCAGAGGGCAAGGGCUGUAGAUAAUCAGUUGUAUGUAGCAACAUGUUCACCUGCUCGAGAGGCUGGGGCUGGUUAUGUGGCUUGGGGCCACUCCACUCUUGUUGGACCAUUUGGAGAAGUCCUGGCAACUACUGAACACGAGGAGGCUAUAAUCUUGGCAGAGAUUGAUUAUUCAUUACUUGAGCUCCGGAGGACAAGUCUCCCCUUGUUAAAGCAACGACGAGGUGAUCUUUACCAAUUGGUAGAUGUUAAAAGGCUAAAUUCUCAGUGACUGGAGAAAGGAAUUCUAGAGGACUGUUGUGAUGUGUGGGACGAAUUUCAGUUAGAAAAUGUUCGUGCAAUAAAAAUGUGAGCAUUAUAUUUUAGGACUCUGUUUGCAUAAACAUUUCGGAGAAUAUUGUGUGGUUGUAGUCGGUGAUUUGGAGCUUGCAUUUUGGGCUUGUGUUGUACUUUUGUGUAUUAUUAAUAUGUUGGAAAAUUCCCAAGCUUUAUAUUGCAUAUAUAUUUAAAUAGGAUAAAACUUAGGUACAGUACUUAGAUGCUGUUCCUUAGGUUUAUCUCUUAA